Messenger RNA from Cooperia oncophora, 426 nucleotides. The record is from the annotation of a GenBank genome assembly. Lineage: Eukaryota; Metazoa; Nematoda; Chromadorea; Rhabditida; Trichostrongylidae.
AUGAGCUUUAUAUCAUCAACGGUUUACUUUGUUCCUUUACUGGUACUGCUCUCUGUAACAGUAAAUGCGCGAGAGGAUCAAGUAGAAGACCCUCAUCGACACCAUCGACAUCGUAUUCGAUCAACGUUUCAGCGACGAAGACAACCAGUUUGCGUCCACGGCGAACCUGUGGAUGGUGAAUGUGAAUGUGAACAAAACUAUACAGGCCGACAUUGUGAAAAAGAAAAACACUGCUCUUCAUUUCGACGUUAUCGGAAUGGAUCGUGUCCGUCAUGUUCGCCAGGAUAUUAUGGUGAAUUCUGUGAAGAGAUCCAUUGCGUUCAUGGAGAACCGAGCAGUCUUGGUAGGUUUGCUACCCUUUUGCGCAUUUUUAUCUCCGAUCAAUCAAAGAAAUUCAGUGCUACAACAAUAAUAUAUAUGUUUUAA